Colletotrichum orchidophilum is the source of this 1611-nucleotide messenger RNA. Its product is annotated as helix-loop-helix DNA-binding domain-containing protein. The coding region runs from base 1 to 1611 and encodes 536 amino acids. The record is from RefSeq and is a predicted model, not a curated record. Gene Ontology annotation, molecular function: protein dimerization activity; RNA polymerase II cis-regulatory region sequence-specific DNA binding; DNA-binding transcription factor activity, RNA polymerase II-specific. NCBI's taxonomy places the organism in Eukaryota, Fungi, Ascomycota, Sordariomycetes, Glomerellales, Glomerellaceae. Gene Ontology annotation, biological process: regulation of transcription by RNA polymerase II. The transcript has a single exon.
AUGGCACAACACGGCUUCGGCCAGUUCAAUGGUGGCCACGGUGGAGGUGGCGGUGGAAGCAUCGACCCCAACGACUUGGCCAUGGGUGGAAACUACGGAUCAUCCUACUCCAACAACUAUAACUCCAACUCAGCAAAUACGAACGGCUUCUCGAGCGGCUCUGCCCUCUUCGGAGACGAUGAGCUGCUCGACGGUCUCGGAAGCCCGACCGAGCAGCCACUACAUGGUCAUGGGCAGGACUUUGGUGGCGGAAUGUCAAAUAUGGAUAUGGGCUUCAACCAACCCAUCUACGGCUCCCACCACGGCCUGGAUCAAAACCACAUCAACGGCUACUCUAACACACCCGAUGGUGACCCCAUCCAAAGCCCUUUUGUCCACAGUUUCAAUAACUCGCAAUUCGGCCAGAUGCACCAUCGCCAGGCGCUCGGCACUUCGCUCCAGUCUCCAAUCUCAUACUCGGGCUCACCCUUGGCUGGAUCUGAUCCGACUGUUGAUGCUACCGACAACAACUACCUCAAUGCUAAGAAUAGAGCUAGAAUGGCACAAGCCAUGCAGCGGAAGAGCUCCUCUUCCAACACUCGCAGCCCCAUGACUCCAAAGUCAGCGAUGCACUCAGUACCCAUGGCGACCCAGGAGUCUGCCGGCUUUGGUCCUCAGUCAAUCCGGGCCCAAGGCAUGCAUGAAAAGUCACCAUCCGGAGGUCAGUGGAUGCAGACUCCUACAGGAAGCAUGGCAGCGUCGUACGGUUCUGGCUUUUCGUCGCCCAUACAGCCCGGCCUCGCUCAGCUCAACGAAGUCAUGAUGAAGGGUGGCACAUCAAUGCCUGCGAAGUUGGGGCCUCAGCCUGGUACCGCGGUUUCCUCUCAAGAGAUGAAGCGGAAGCGGCGUCGGGAAUCGCAUAACCUCGUCGAGCGACGCCGACGAGACAAUAUCAAUGAGAGGAUUCAGGACCUUAGCAGACUGGUUCCCGCGCAUCGCUUAGAAGAUGAGAAGAUUCGCAAGAUGAUUCAGAACGGCACCCCGCUUUCGCCCACGUUGUCCGGCAUCUCGAACCCCUCUCAGGCCACUUCUGGUCUCGCCGGUCCCGGCGCACGCCGCGCAGCUGGUGCAACGGGCAAUAUCACGACCGGCCUUCCCCUCGAGGACAAGGACAAGGGUCCCAAUAAGGGAGAUAUCUUAAAUGGCGCCGUCAGCUGGACGAGAGAUCUGAUGUGGAUGUUGCAUCUGAAGCUGCAGCAGCAAGAGGAGCUCAUGAAUGCAAUCGCGGAACUCGGCGGUCAUUUCCCGUUCGAGCUCACAGAGGAUGAGAAGCGUAUGCAGACCGAACUGAUGGAAGCCAUCUCCAAGAACGAGGUCCCAGGUUACUCUCGCACGACCGGAUCUGGCCUUCGAGUACCCCACCACACCGACUUCCGUGGCGAGCCCAUGAAUGGCUUAGGCAACGCGGGUGACGGUACCUCCGUUAGCCCUGGCGCCACCAACGGCAACGGCCUCGCCAACGACCUCAACGCUGGAAGCGAGUUCUGGAAUGACCCAGACGAUGACGACAGUGGUCCAACUUCGCUGAACUUCAAGGAGGAAGAUGAGUUUGGCAUGGACCUGACACAGUAG